Messenger RNA from Encephalitozoon intestinalis ATCC 50506, 375 nucleotides. Its product is annotated as U1 snRNP-specific protein C. Bases 1 to 375 code for a protein of 124 amino acids. NCBI's taxonomy places the organism in Eukaryota, Fungi, Microsporidia, Unikaryonidae. The record is from RefSeq and is a predicted model, not a curated record. Gene Ontology annotation, molecular function: nucleic acid binding; zinc ion binding. Gene Ontology annotation, cellular component: nucleus. The transcript has a single exon.
AUGGCAAAGUAUUUCUGCGAAUUUUGUAACAAGACACUGCUGAACGACAAGCUGAAAAGCAGAAGGAUACAUUUCCAGGGUGCAAAGCACAGGCUUAUGAGAAAGGCCUAUUACAUGGAAAUGUUUGAAAAAAAAGAAGUGAUAGCAGAAAUGGCAUCUAUUUUGAAAGAUAUGAAGACUGAGAACAAAAAGGCGGAGAGUGAGAACGCCGAAAAAAAGCAAAAUACUUGUUUUUCUUUUCCUCCAGGGGAUUUCUAUCUGGACCUUGUUGUACCAGAGGAGCCAUUAGGAUUUAAACUUCCGCUUGGAUUCGACUUUCGAGACAAAAGAAACUUCCUAGGAACCAUCACCGAAGCAAUAAGGAAAUACAAAUGA